Anopheles maculipalpis is the source of this 381-nucleotide messenger RNA. RefSeq names its product cuticle protein 16.5-like. The coding region runs from base 1 to 381 and encodes 126 amino acids. Lineage: Eukaryota; Metazoa; Arthropoda; Insecta; Diptera; Culicidae. The transcript has 2 exons. The record is from RefSeq and is a predicted model, not a curated record.
AUGAAGUCUCUGAUUUUCCUAGGACUCAUUGCGAUCGUUCGGGCGGCUCCGGGAUACUACGGUGAUCACGGACUCUCGUACGUUGCUGCCGCUCCCGCUCCGAUCGUAAAGUACGCUGCACCGGCUGUUUCCGUUGUACACGCCGCACCGGCUCCGGUGCUAAAGUAUGCCGUUGCUCCGGCUCCUAUCGUGAAGGCGGUAGCUCCGGCCGCCACCAGCUAUGCCACCAUUCAUCAGGUUCACGCACCCGUUGUACAUGCCGCUCCGGUGGUGAAGUAUGCCGCACCUGCUCCGGUAGUUUCUUACGUCCAUUCGGCACCGGUCGUUGCUCACGCUCCAGCUCCACUGCUCAAGUACGCACCGGCUUACCAUGGAUGGUAA